Messenger RNA from Cyclocybe aegerita, 1713 nucleotides. The record is from the annotation of a GenBank genome assembly. Lineage: Eukaryota; Fungi; Basidiomycota; Agaricomycetes; Agaricales; Hemipholiotaceae.
AUGUACAGAGGACGAUUCAACCACCCCGACCUCGAUGUCCUCGACUCACCGCUGGUGUCUUCGACGCCCUUUACGUGCGCGACCGGAAUUCCAGGAAGCGCGCUCGCAGAGCGGAUAUUCAACGACCCCGAGUCCUGGGAGGAUACCGAUGGCGAAGAGGGUGAUUAUCCGGAGGACAUCGAUGCGGAUUCAUUGGCUUGGUUAACAGAGGAGAUCGAGAAAAUCAAGGCGCAAAGUGCAGGCAUCGAACCGCAUCCUUCGUUCAAGCAGGCCUCCUCGGAUACCAAAGACGUGACCCUUAUGCCGCCCGUGUCAGCUGUCCCCCAGAACGUCCGCGACUCCAUCAGAACAGGGUUGAAGCGUCGCCUCACGCGGAAGAAAAGCGUUCGGCCCAUCUCUCUCGCGGCUCUCUUCCAACCCUCGGACGAAGAUUUCUCUUCAGAUAUCCAGAAACAACUAUCGAAAAUUCUGGAAUCUGGAGGUAUCCCCCACCACAUUCGCCCACAUCCCCUUUCUUCCGCCCUCUCGCCGCCGUCGACCAGCGGCUCCCUCACCAGCAAUGCCAGCAGUCUCGAUUCACCCCUACAAAUCCAAACCGCGUCCACCGUCGGCCACGGCAAUGGCGGAGAAAGCCCGUCUCCGGUGGCGAUUUACUCAGCGUCAGCUACCCUGAGCUUCCUGGAAUGGUAUGGAAUAUAUCCGGACUCUCCCCGCCUCGAUCCCAGCCGCCAGAAGUCGAUGCGCCAGAAAUCAAUGCGCCAGAAAGGUCCCGCCCUACAAGUCCCCUCACCAAAGUAUCCCGUGCGCCCAUCUUCCUUGCUCAGUCCAACAAUGACCCCGACAGAGACUCUCAUGCCUCCCCCACCGAAACGGGGUGCUUCUGUUCCACCGCCUGAUCCAACACCGUCAGGGCAGACAACUGAUUUACGCCCACCAACGCCGCCCGGUCUCUCGCGUACUCCAUCGCCGUUCUACACUCACGAAAGUGCUCAAGCGCCUUCGGCUGCUCAUGCACGCAGCGACAGCGUCUCUCGGCACCGUCAGCUCGCGCACGAAUUGCUCGCACAUGGGUCGCGUUCCAGUUCGGCAUCACGCGAACGCAGCCUGAGUGUCGAAGCUAACUUGGCUUUCCCAUCCACUGCACCGCCGCCGUACACUAAAACGCCUUCACCACAACCACCACCUUCUCGAUCAAGUUCUAGGACGACGAACAACUCGAUUGUUACAUCAACUACCCCAGUACGUGGCCCGGGAUCAUUCUCGCAAGAUUCACCUAUUUCAGUUCGCCGCCUUCCCUCCAUCCCUCCCGACUCGGCAACCACCUCGGGUUCGAACUCUCGCUCGAGCACGCCCCCACAGCAACCUCAACCACAAACGCGAUCUACGCCCACUCCGCCCCCGAGACAUGCAUCUCCAGCAGUUCCUGUUACCGCCUGCUCUUCGGUGGUCAGUCCCCCAGCGACUGCCGCGAACGGCUACACCCCGUCGUUUGCGACGUUCGGCAUGACACCCACGACCGCGACUUCGGUGUUCACGCCGAACUCGGCGACGAGUUACCAGCUUCACAUGGGCCCGCGUCCAACGUCGGCGAUCCGCUCGCCACUGGCNNNNCCAGCAGGUCCCCGGACGCGGAGCCGAGCGAGUCAAGAUGCUGGCCAGCCUCCACGCGCGAUGGGAACCAUGGCACACCGUCCACCUGUGUUGAGGCUCUAA